Molecule: messenger RNA, 1269 nt
Organism: Penicillium brasilianum
Lineage: Eukaryota; Fungi; Ascomycota; Eurotiomycetes; Eurotiales; Aspergillaceae
Source: the annotation of a GenBank genome assembly
AUGCAUCAUAUCACCAGGUUCUUACAGCCGCUUUGGCAAAGCCACCAGGCAGCCGAACAACCGCCUACUCAAGCUUCAUUUGGUACGCUACCUUGCGAAUUGGCCCUGGAGAUUGCAGAAUACUUGGAUGUUAAUUCCCUCAGCAGCUUAUCCCGCACUUGCAAAGGACUAUACUCGCUACUUGAUUCGGAACUGACAAAACGGGUUCCUCAAUAUGCACUCGCCCCUAGAAGCAACUACGCAACAAGCUUUGUCUAUGACGAUGAUCAACAGCACGGAGUAGACUUUCCUGCUUUCAGAGUCCGCUGGGGCUCAACAUUCGGUCGGAGCUCAGCUUAUUCUCGCAUGUUUAUUCCUCCCGUCUUCACCCCGACGGAUCUCGAACCCUUUGGCCAGGCUAUCUAUCGUGGCAAUUUUGCUGCUGUACAAAACCUUCUUGGGCGAGGUGCAAAUCCCGACUCGUAUCUUGUAAGUGGCGCAAGAAUGCUAAGUGUAGCUGUGGAGCGGGGGAACAUGGAAAUUGUCAAGCUGCUCUUGAAAUUCGGUGCUCGUCCCUGUUUAAAGGACCCCGGACUACGUACUUCACCCCUAGACCGAGCUGCUCGAAGGGGUGAAGUAGACGUGUUGCAUGCCAUGCUAUCAACAGGCUGCGAGGUAGGUUCAUUCUUCACCCUCCAUGAAAUCGUCUUAUAUCGAAAGGAUGUAGUCGAAUUUCUUGUUCCAUUAAUGGACAAAAGCAGAUUCAACCUCGUGAAUGUCGGAGGGCAAACCGCCCUACAGGUGGCUAUGAGAGACGGAUAUGUUGACACUGCAAUACAUCUCAUCAGAAUUCCAGAGAUUGACCUAGAUUAUCAGGAUCCGCAGGGGUGGACUGCCUUGCAUUUCGCACUCCAACGUCAUGUAUUGAUUGAGGCUCUUCUCGAAGCGGGCGCUGCGAUUAACAUUACCGCACCACGCAAUGGUCAAAACGCAUUGCACAUUGCGCUGCAAACCGUGGACGUGCCUAAAUUACCAUCUAUACUAUGGGAGCUGCUUCGGCAUGGUGCUGAUGUCAAUGCCAAUUCAUUCUAUGGGACUCCCAUGCAUUGUGCUGUCCGAACCAGGGCAAGUUCCGCCGUGGUGGAAAUUCUUCUCCACGGGAGCCCAACUCCGCCAGGCUUGACGAUCAGAGAUAGACAUGGGCAGACACCCGUUGAAUUAGCAUUUCAAAUGGGGUAUCAUGAGAUCGCUCAUCUGCUCUUGGAGUAUCAAGAGGACCUGUCCAGGUAA